AUGUACAAGUUCAUACAGGACCGAAGAUAUCUGUUUAUCUAUCCUUGCGCGUUUUUGCUCGGUCUUGUGGUCAAUUUGGUGGUAAAUUCGUCUCAAUUGGACCAUCAGAAGGAUACUUUUUACCUUCUUUCGUCUGGCAACUGGAUCAACCAGAUAUUCGCGUAUCGCGGGAAUCUGAUCUGGUCUUUCUUGUUUAUAGCUUUAGCGUGUUUUCAAGUGCAACUGCGGGUGUCGAGAGCGUAUUCUUUGCCUCUGGACGCUCGCAAUGUUAACCAACGGAACAAUAAGACACUCUUGCAAGCGGUGAAACCCUAUUUUGCCAAGAUUGUCGUGAAGAAUUUGGCUUUGUUGGGAGUGUUUCUCGUGAUAGAUGGCAUAUUUGUUUGGACUGGAGGUUCUUGCACGACUAGCACCACCAAAUCUGCGGAAACAUGCCGCAAACAGGGCGGAGAAUGGGUGAACGGAUUCGAUGUGAGCGGACAUUUCUGCUUUCUCACCACCGUGAGCUUGAUCUUGUGGGAGGAGCUGCGUAGUGCUCGUCAAUAUAUGACUGCAAACGAGAUAGACGUCAGCAGUUCCAAAAUAUGGCUUGUACUGCAAUCUGUAGUCGUGGGGGUCCUGAUAGUGUGGGGAUUCGUCCUGUGUGUGACUGCAAUCUACUACCACACCGUUUUGGAGAAGGUGCUAGGUCUUGCCAUGGGAUAUAUUGGUCCUGGAAUAAUGUACUGGGCCAUUCCCAAUAGCCCGAAGCUGAGGACGUUACUCUACUAG
Messenger RNA from Lachancea lanzarotensis, 771 nucleotides. It is a transcript of the gene YFT2, whose product is annotated as LALA0S05e02014g1_1. The record is from RefSeq and is a predicted model, not a curated record. The transcript has a single exon. Gene Ontology annotation, cellular component: endoplasmic reticulum membrane. The coding region runs from base 1 to 771 and encodes 256 amino acids. Gene Ontology annotation, biological process: lipid storage; phospholipid biosynthetic process; lipid droplet organization. NCBI's taxonomy places the organism in Eukaryota, Fungi, Ascomycota, Saccharomycetes, Saccharomycetales, Saccharomycetaceae.